Molecule: messenger RNA, 6542 nt
Organism: Hippocampus zosterae (dwarf seahorse)
Lineage: Eukaryota; Metazoa; Chordata; Actinopteri; Syngnathiformes; Syngnathidae
Gene: kcna2b
Product: potassium voltage-gated channel, shaker-related subfamily, member 2b
Exons: 4
Coding region: 517-2016 (499 amino acids)
Biological process (GO): potassium ion transmembrane transport; protein homooligomerization
Cellular component (GO): membrane; voltage-gated potassium channel complex; dendrite
Molecular function (GO): protein binding; delayed rectifier potassium channel activity
Source: RefSeq, a predicted model, not a curated record
CAGCACUUGAGUGUCGGGAAAGUGGGGAGAGCAGCAGUGUGGGGCGAGGCGCGCCAUGCAGAAGCUCUUAGUAUGCGCCGCGAUGCCCAACUGCAGCCCACGCAUCUCCACGGUGGUGGAUGUAAGUAACAGAUGAGAGACGCGGGUAGAGCAGGCGACUCCAGACGGCCGUGACGAGAUGGCACAACCGCUGGACGGAAGGAAAGAAUGAGAGAUGACCGCUCCGCAUCAUCCCUUUAAGAGGAGCCAAACUGGAUACAAUCUCGUGCAUCCGCGCAUCAAGAGAAUCACGGCUUUGGGUGAUGUAUGGCUGGAAGAAAAGGAAAGCAACCUGCUGGACGGCGAGGAGUGACUUUGGACACUUUUGCUGGUCCUGUUGUGCAUCAGCACUGUACAGAACAACAUCUGUAAGACAUUAUUCCAAAGACACACUAAACAGUUUGUUAUAGGCAUACCUGCUGUGGCCAAUCGUGGCCCCAUCCCAUUUGAAAGCUGCAGGUUCCAUCGCCCUCCAGCAUGACGGUUGCGACCAGCGACCCCGCUGACGAGGCGGCUGCACAUCCCGGUCAGCCUCAUGACCAAUACGACCCGGAGCCAGAUCAUGAGUGCUGUGAGAGGGUCGUCAUCAACAUCUCGGGUUUACGCUUCGAGACGCAGCUCAAGACCCUGUCCCAGUUUCCAGAGACCCUUCUCGGGGAUCCGAAGAAACGGAUGAGGUAUUUUGAUCCUCUUCGGAACGAGUACUUUUUUGACCGCAAUCGGCCGAGUUUUGAUGCCAUUCUUUACUAUUACCAAUCUGGAGGGAGGCUGCGUCGGCCUGUCAAUGUCACUCUCGAUAUUUUUUCUGAAGAGAUUCGCUUCUAUGAACUGGGUGAGGAAGCUAUGGAAAUUUUCAGGGAAGAUGAAGGUUUCAUCAAGGAAGAAGAGCGACCGUUGCCAGAGAAUGAGUUUCAGAGACAGGUGUGGCUGCUCUUUGAGUACCCCGAGAGCUCAGGUCCAGCUCGAAUCAUUGCCAUCAUCUCGGUCAUGGUGAUUCUCAUCUCAAUUGUAAGCUUCUGUCUCGAAACACUGCCGGUUUUCCGAAAUGAAGAUGAGGAGUACAAUUAUCCCUUCCAAACCGAUUACAACAGCACCACCACCUAUGAGACCUCAUCCUAUUUUACUGAUCCUUUCUUCAUUGUGGAGACCCUUUGCAUCAUCUGGUUCUCAUUUGAGUUCCUUGUCAGGUUCUUUGCUUGUCCCAGCAAAGCUGGAUUUUUUGGCAACAUCAUGAACAUCAUCGAUAUUGUGGCAAUUAUUCCUUACUUCAUCACCCUUGGCACAGAGUUAGCAGAGAGGCCCGAGGAUAGAGAGGCAGGACAGCAGGCUAUGUCUUUGGCUAUUCUCCGUGUUAUUCGCUUGGUCAGAGUGUUUCGCAUUUUCAAACUCUCCCGCCACUCAAAGGGGCUCCAGAUUUUGGGGCAGACUCUGAAGGCCAGUAUGCGCGAGCUGGGACUCCUCAUCUUCUUUCUCUUCAUUGGCGUCAUCCUCUUCUCCAGUGCCGUUUACUUUGCUGAAGCUGAUGAGCCCCAAUCACAGUUCAGCAGUAUCCCCGAGGCCUUUUGGUGGGCAGUGGUAUCCAUGACCACCGUGGGCUACGGAGACAUGGUCCCGACAACCAUCGGAGGAAAGAUCGUAGGGUCUCUUUGCGCUAUCGCCGGCGUUUUGACCAUCGCACUGCCAGUGCCAGUGAUUGUGUCAAACUUCAACUACUUCUACCACAGGGAGACGGAGGGUGAAGAACAGGCUCAGUAUCUAAAUGUCCCGAGUGUGCCUAAAGCCAGCUCAGUUGAUGACCUAAAAAAGAGCGGUCGGAGUGGCAGUGGAUCAACACUGAGUAAGUCGGACUAUGUGGAGAUUCAGGAGACUGUCAACCACAGCGCUGAGGACUUUAGACCAGAGGGCAUGAAAACAGGAAACUGCACUCUGGCCAACACCAACUAUGUCAACAUCACCAAGAUGCGCACGGAUGUAUAAUGUGAGCCAAUAUUGAUGCGUGACUUAAUGUGGAGUCUGCAGCGACUAGAAAGGGAAGGAAGAAUUAUGGCUACAGAUGACCAACGUUUGGGAAUCCAGAGCAGACAAUUUGGCGUAAAGGUCAACGGGCAAACACCUCAUGCUCGCCUACAUUCAAGGGACCUGUAGCACAUCAUAGAACUGCAACCAGUCUUACUGGGGCAAUAUUGGCUUCUGCAUGGAGAUAGUCUUACAUUCCUGAGAGUAGUUGUCCAGCAGGCAAAAGUAGCCAAAUAGUUGCUGAAACAACCAUUAUCAACUAUCUCAUGGGACCACAUGUUUGAAGAAGACAACGCAUAAUAAGAUCAAUAUAAUGUUUAGCUCAAAAUGUAAAUGAGAGAUUACUUGCGAUUAAAUCAGGACUUACUGUGAGUGAGUGGCCAACUUCCCAGAGUCCAGCCGUAUUGUCAAGGGAGACCUGAAGGGAGUGAUAGAGAAAGAUACUGAUAUCCGAUUAACUUGGUGGUUAUAAAAAUGCUCUCUCUGCAGAGGUAUAGGGUCGGGAAGUGCACUAGUAUUCAUUCUUGGUCCAUCGCUAGAUAUAGUCCAGACCAGUGUUCUCUGUAGAGACCAACACAAUGGACCACAGGGAAGUGCUGUAUCUGUCAACCACAAAAAGGCAUUACUUUUUCCCCUUGUUCUCAAUGAUGCGCAGUCGGUGUGCACUACCAAGCCUGGUUUGUUUUUUCGUCAAUGAAAAUGUCUCUUAAAAGAGUGGUUGUCUCAUACAUUCAUCACAUUUCAUCAGAUGGCCUGUUCGCCUGAUUGUAUGAUGGGAUACAAAAGUAUCGAAACCACAUUCUACAUUAGUGCCUAUUUGCUUUUUAGGUUUGUUUUUUUGGGGGGGUUCAGAGUUCUACCUUUAUGUGUCUUUUAACUGCCACCCAGAUCUAUCGAAAUACGAAUACUGCAUAGUUUGAUAUCACUGCCCAAAAAAAAACAAAGCUGUCCUGAACUUUAUAGCAUUCCAUCUUAGUAGAAAGGGACACAAUGUUAAUUAACAACAGAAAUGUAGUGAUAUUUUCGCUUUUUAAAAUUUUUUUAUUUAUUAACGCUUGUGACAGCAGAGGUAACUGCUUGAAUGUAUCUGCAGCUAAUGAAGCCGCUUAGUGUAUUUACCCUACAGGCCCAAGAAAGCAUGGAUAACAAAUGAUUAACAAUAGAACAAAAUUCGCAUUGCUUUCGCAUUCAACACAAGAACGUAUAUACAUUAUACACCAUAAGAAAACAUAUUUCCAUCGACUUUACAUAUCCAGUAUAAAGCUCUGGAAAAAAAUGCCGAUUCAAUGAUCAAUUUCUUUGGUUUGGCUAUUUAUAGGUUCUGGUAUAUGUUUGAAUGAAACCAACAUUUCUACUUUAUUUUGAAAAAUGAAGGAUGGCAUAACUCGCAAAUUCAAAUUGGAUAUUGUCAUUUUUUUUCCGGAACAUUUUUACUGGUCAAAAUAUUUUUUUAAAAGUCCAGUGUGUCUUAUUGCUUAAUUAUGUUUUAGAGCAGGGGUGCCCAUUAGGUAGAUCCUGAUCGACUGGUAUAUCUAAGACAGGUCCCAAGUAGAUCCGAGGAGUGUCGAGGAGAAAAAAAAAACAAACAACCAUUUGUGUGUCUUUGUACAUGUUAAUAAUAUAUUUUUUGUGUUAAUGUACACUGCACCCUAAUCAUCUUAUCAGUCUCGUUUUCACCCCAAAAAUAUUUAAAAAUAAAAUAAAGCAGGUAAAUCUUGAAUUUACAGUGGCGCGCGAUUACGUCACUGGAAGUUGUCAGCUCUCAGCUGUCUGCAAUUGCAGCUUGUGAUCAGAACUGUUGCGCUCUAUCUUUUAACGUCAUUAAUCUCAUUCAGAGUUUGCUUCGUGUACAAUUCACCGAGGGCACGAGCAAAGAAUAGAAAUCUAGGAGGGCCCAGGGAAGCACUUUAAAACGGUACGUGUGAGCUACGAUAGUUAACAGGCUGCACGUGCCGGUAAGGGUAGAUCCCGGAAGGUUAGUUGAUCGAAAAGUAGAUCUUCGAUCCAAAAAGUUUGAUCACCCCUGUUUUAUGGUUUCCUGCUUGUUUUCUUUCCACUCUCUCAACGCUUCACUCUGAAUGAAUGUUGGUGUUUUGAGGUCUGUGUGGGAUAUUUUUUGUUUGUUUCUGUGUGUGGGUGUGGGUGGGUGAAUAAACGCUACUCACGAAAAAUUAGGAAUAUUUGGCUUUUAUUAAAUGUAUGGAGGCGGCCCGGUAGUCCAGUGGUUAGCACGUCGGCAUCACAGUGCAGAGGUACCGGGUUCGAUUCCAGCUCCGGCCUCCCUGUGUUGAGUUUGCAUGUUCUCCCCGGGCCUGCGUGGGUUUUCUCCGGGUUCUCCGGUUUCCUCCCACAUUCCAAAAAAAAAACAAACAUGCGUGGCAGGCUGAUUGAACACUCUAAAUUGUCCCUAAGUGUGAGUGUGAAUGGUUGUUCGUUUCUGUGUGCCCUGCGAUUGGCUGGCAACCGAUUCGGGUGUCCCCCGCCUAACUGCCCGAAGACAGCUGGGAUAGGCUCCAGCACCCCCCGCGACCCUAGUGAGGAUCAAGCGGCUCGGAAGAUCAAUGAAUGAAUGAAUGAAUGAAUAAAUAUAUGGAAAAUGUAAAAAAAAAAGAUAUCACGCUACAGUGAUAUCAUGACAGCAUUCACUCCCAAAGACGUUUUUAAACGUCUUUUCAGACUUGGUCUAGAAUUGGCUGGUACUGGAUGAGUUAAGUUGCAUGCACAGGUGAUUUCCUCAUCUCCAAAAAUUAAUUGAAACAAAAGUUAACAACAACAACAACAAGGCGGCCCGGUAGUCCAGUGGUUAGCACGUCGGCUUCACAGUGCAGAGGUACCGGGUUCAAUACCAGCUCCGGCCUCCCUGUGUGGAGUUUGCCUGUUCUCCCCGGGGCUGCGUGGGUUUUUUCCGGGUGCUCCGGUUUCCUCCCACAUUCCAAAAACAUGCAUGGCAGACUGAUUGGACGCUCUAAAUUGUCCCUAGGUGUGAGUGUGGGCGUGAACGGUUGUUCGUCUCUGUGUGCCCUGCGAUUGGCUGGCAACUGAUUCAGGCUGUCCCCCGCCUACUGCCCGAAGACGCCUGGGAUAGGCUCCAGCACCACCCGCGACCCUAGUGAGGAUCAAGCGGUUCGGAAAUGGAUGGAAGUUAACAACAAUGUUGCGUACGCCACAACAAAAAAUUAAACAUCUCAUUAAUUCGUCAUGUGCCCUUGAGCAUCAAUUACAGUUUGACGACGACGUCUCGUGCUGUUCACAAGUUGUCUUAUUGUCUGCUGAGGCAUGGCAUCCCGCAGCCCUCAGGUCAUUGAGGUUCUGGGGUGCAGAGUUUCGAGCCUCUUUAUGGCGACUCAGCUGAUUCCACAGGUGUUCAAUAGGAUUCAGGUCUGAAGAAAGCACAGGCCAUUCCAUUUAAGGUACAGCAGUCUCCAGCAGCCGUUGCCUGAUGAUGCAGCCUUGAUGAGCUGGAGCAUUGUCAUUCAUGAAGAUGGAAUUAGGCCCAUGUAGGGGCACAAUCACUGGAUGAAAAUUUUUUAUUCAGGUUGUAUAGUUCUUGUCACUAAGUGUACGGUGGUUCUGUACCGACUGCUAACACUCUAACACCACUACCAUCAAAACCUCAACUUACUUUAUUCUUUUCUUUUGGCCCCUCAAACUAACCGUUUGCCUAAAUAUGAACAGUGCAUCACCACACAGUGCCGAGGCAUUUUGCCGAAUAACUCUUAACAGUGGCAAAGAGCACUUAACGGGACAAUCAACAAUGCAGUGCAAUGGCAUUCGGCAUUCUUUAAAUGACCGUUACUCGCCACAGCUUGCCGAACAAAAACAUUUUCGCAGUUAAGCGUGUUGCUUUGGGUCCAACUAUGAAACUGGGUGGGUUACAUUAAAAAAAACUAAUGAAAGUAUGCUUGAAAUUAUUUUUGCUCUAAGUCAGGGGUCCCCAAAAUUUUUCCCGUGAGGGCCACAUUUCCCUUCUCUGAUGGGGGGCCACUGCUCUAAGUAUUACUCAAAAGAUGGUGGCCAAGUAUGUCAUUCUUGACCUUUAAGUCCACCUGUAUAGGUGUGAAUGCAUUUUAAUCUUGUACUGAAAUUUCACCCAAAAGCCGUGCGUGCGUGUGCGCGCGUGCGCGCUGCCGUGCUGGUUGCAUGACGUUGAGUUGCUGUCACAUGACCCAGCCUGCAUCCAAACCAAUGAGUAAGGAGGUUUUCAUGAGCGACGUCUAUGCAUUCUGGGAACUCUUUCUGCUUUAAUGCAUUUCUCCAUGUUCAUGCUCUUGGACAUUUCCCUCAGAUCUUCACUGGUUUAGAGUGUUCUUGUGGUUUUACCAUGCCCUGUAAUCACCUUUCUUUCUCAGCCAAAAAUGUCUAAAUACCUGUUAGUUACUGCUCUAAUCUUGCAUUACAGUCUCCUAUUCUGUCAUUGUAAUUAUGUGUUUCAGUUUUACGUUUGUUGGACAGUACUAUUAAGUGUAGCACGAUGGUUCACUUUUUUU